UUGUUUGCUCUCAUCUUUGGCAUUGACCAAACAAUGCGGUCAUUUAAACAGUUCGCUCUGCUGCCCCGGUCCUGAAAACAUCCUUUGCACAGAGGCGGAGCUCUCAGUCCGCCCUCGCAGAUGGCACACACGGGGAGGGAAAGGGAGAGCACCAGAGCCUUCACCCGCUCCCACCAGGUACGGUUGUUAAAGGGAACCAUGAGUCUUGCGUUACAUGACCUGCUUACGUGUUGUCGUCGCCUUGAAAAUGAGAGAGCUACAGAGAGAAGGAAUGAAAUUGAAAAUUUCAAGCGACUUCUCCGUGAUCCUGAAACAGUUCUCCAGCUGGAUCGGAAUUCCGAUUCUAGGAGAGGAAACCAACUCAACUGGGAUGCUGUGUUCAGUGUCCUGAAGAAAUAUUUCCAGAAGGAAAUGGAAAACCUCAGACUGGCAAAACCAAAUGCAUCUGCUUCAACACAGACUACUAAACAAAAAAGGAUGCAAGAGAUUGGCAGUUUAGUCAAAUAUUUCAUCAGAUGUGCUAAUAGAAGAGGACCCAGACUAGAAUGUCAGGAACUUCUAAACUAUGUCUUGCAUAUUAUAAAAGAUCCAGCAAGUUGUGCUGCUUACGGAUCUGACUGUAGUAGUAUACUCCUGAAGGAUAUCCUCUCAGUAAGGAAGUACUGGUGUGAGAUAUCCCAGCAACAGUGGCCAGGUAAUAUUUUCUAGUAUUAGAAAUGUCUU
Molecule: messenger RNA, 723 nt
Organism: Numida meleagris (helmeted guineafowl)
Lineage: Eukaryota; Metazoa; Chordata; Aves; Galliformes; Numididae
Product: serine-protein kinase ATM-like
Exons: 5
Coding region: 121-708 (195 amino acids)
Molecular function (GO): protein serine/threonine kinase activity
Source: RefSeq, a predicted model, not a curated record